AUGGCCGCCCCCAAGUCCGUCGCCAGGCUCGUCGCCUACUCUCGUCCUACAGCCUUCCCUCUCCGGUCUUCGCCCUUGGGAUCCAUCGCAAACUUCUCUUCCUCGGUGAACCGGGCAGCUACGCCAGCUGGUCCCCCCCAACCGGGCUUCCGUCUGCCCCCUCCGAAGAGAUGGGACGAAGGCACUGAGUCUUCUCUCGACAAGGCCGGAAAGUACUUCCUUAUGGCUGAGUUGUUGCGCGGCAUGUACGUCGUGCUGGAGCAGUUCUUCAGACCUCCUUACACCAUCUUCUACCCCUUCGAGAAGGGUCCCAUCUCCCCCCGUUUCCGUGGCGAGCACGCUCUGCGUCGCUACCCCACCGGUGAAGAGCGCUGCAUUGCCUGCAAGCUCUGCGAGGCCAUCUGCCCGGCCCAGGCUAUCACCAUCGAGGCUGAGGAGCGUGAGGAUGGAAGCCGUCGCACGACGCGUUACGAUAUCGACAUGACCAAGUGCAUCUACUGCGGUUACUGCCAGGAGAGUUGCCCUGUCGACGCUAUUGUUGAGACUUCCAACGCCGAAUAUGCCACCGAGACCCGUGAAGAGCUGCUGUACAACAAGGAGAAGCUUCUCGCCAACGGUGACAAGUGGGAGCCCGAAAUUGCUGCUGCUAUCAGAGCCGAUGCUCCUUACCGCUAA
This is a messenger RNA of Aspergillus neoniger CBS 115656, 675 nucleotides long. Its product is annotated as NuoI/complex I 23 kDa subunit family protein. Gene Ontology annotation, cellular component: membrane. The coding region runs from base 1 to 675 and encodes 224 amino acids. Gene Ontology annotation, molecular function: NADH dehydrogenase activity; 4 iron, 4 sulfur cluster binding. The transcript is spliced from 3 exons. Lineage: Eukaryota; Fungi; Ascomycota; Eurotiomycetes; Eurotiales; Aspergillaceae. Gene Ontology annotation, biological process: mitochondrial electron transport, NADH to ubiquinone; mitochondrial respiratory chain complex I assembly. The record is from RefSeq and is a predicted model, not a curated record.